UGUCAAUAUAUGAAAAGGGGGUGUGUUUCGCGAGGAAUUCCGGCCUCGUUUUCGAUCCGCGCAGCAGACGCAUAGUCUAUUUGCUAGUUCUCCGUACAACAAGAUGGCAGAAGCAACAGACGCUACAUUGGUGCUGGUAACGGGAGCCGGGGGGUUCAUCGCCACCCACAUCGUGAAGCAGCUCCAGGAGGAGGGGUACCGCGUGAGGGGCACAGUCCGGUCCCUGGAGGACGAGGAGCGGAUCAAGAAACUGAAGGAGCUCUGUCCGGACGCCAAACACGAACUGGAGCUGGUGGAGGCGGAUCUAACCAAACCGGAAUCCUGGGAGCCGGCUGUGAAGGAUGUGAAAUACGUGAUCCACGUGGCCAGUCCAUUCCCCACCCAGACUCCGAAAGAGGAGAGCGAACUCAUCCAACCCGCCGUGGAGGGGACUCAGGCCGUGCUCAAGGCAUGCGUGGCCGCCAAGUCAGUCAAGCGUGUUGUUCUGACCAGUUCCUGUGCAGCAGUAGGAUGGGGUCCCGGGGCAGACACCACAAAGACUUUCACUGAGGAGGAUUGGAUGGAACCGGAGAAGUUGAACGCCUACGGCAAAAGCAAGACCCUGGCUGAGAAGGCCGCAUGGGAUUACGUCAAGGAACUUCCGGACGAGGAUAAAAUAGAACUGGCCGUCAUCAACCCGGCAUAUGUGAUGGGACCCGUCAUAAAUGGGUCAAUGAGUACCAGUUCUGAAGUUGUUAAGCGGCUUCUAGAACGUGAGAAACCAUUUGUUGCAAAGCUCAACUUUCCCGUUGUGGACGUGCGCGAUGUUGCCGCUGCGCAUAUCAAAGCCAUGACGCUAGAUGACGCUGCUGGUAAACGUCACCUUAUAGUUAAUUCUAAUGUCUGGAUGAAGGAGAUGGCGACCAUCUUAUCCAAGGAGUUCAAAACACAAGGUUACAACGUGCCCACGGCGAACUGCCCCGGCCCCAUCCUGUGGCUGACCAGUCUGUUUGACCGAACCAUCAAGAUGGUGAUGCCCGAUAUAGGGAAGGUCUACAAGUUCGAUAACACAAGGAUGAAGGACGUCCUUCAGAUAACCCCCCACGAGAUCAAGGACACACUGAUUGAGAUGGCCUACAGUCUGAUCGAGGCCGGGCUGAUAAAGAAGACAAAGAAAUACAAGGGCCCGGGGGGCGGAGAACAGGAAGAAGACGGGGAGAAGAAGGAGGAAGGCGAGGGGACGGAGGGCGAGGACAAGCCCAAGGAGAACGGUGACGUCAAGGAUGAAGACAAGAAUGAAGACGAUCUUAAGAAGGAAGGAAAAGAAGAAGAGAAGUCGGAGAAAAUUGAGGACGUGAAAGAAGAGAAAAAGGAUGGCGAGGAGGAGAAGAAAGAGGAAAGCAAACAGGAAGAGAAGAAGACAGAGGAAAAGUCAGAACCAAAGCCGGAGGAAACCGCGAAAUAGACGGAAAUCUCGACAUCUCAAUUUGACUUGUAACAGUAGUCAUCUAGCCAUGACAUAUUUUUGAUAAGAUUCCACAUUAUUCGAUAACGUUGUGAGAAUUAAUUGCGAAUUUGCGGGAGUAUAAGGAUUUUGAUGAGAAGAAAUGGGGGUAAAACUUUGAUUUAUAUUUCAGACACAAACUGCGUGGGAUGCUACACGGAACACUAGUCAUGGUUUCAUAGAUAAUUUAUAUAUAUAUAUUUUAAUAUAAAUUGAUACAAUUUAUAAAAAAGGACCAAUGUUUUGAUGGAUUAUUUUUUGGCAUUUUUUUAUUCGUACAAUCGGAGAAAAAUAAGAUUUAAAAAAAACCCAACAAAGUGCUAAGAAAACUUGGGGGUUUUCCCUUCACAUUUUUCAUUUCGGUGUCAUUAUGGACCUGGUCACUACAUUUGUUUAUUGAAAUCCUGCGAUUAUUACACCAAAUUGUUCAUUUUAUGACGGAAGUGCAAUAUCUAAACAAAACAAGGGCGUUAAAAUUGCAUAUGUUGUUUACCAAUACAGUUAGAUCCGGAAUACCCAGUGCCACACGUUAUAUGGGUUCUGAACUUUUUGCUUUGACUGUAUCGAAAUAACAGGGCCCAGUGUCGGGAAAACCGAUCAUGCUUUCCUCAAAAUACUCAUUUUGUUUUCAUUAACCACAGCUUUUGUGCAUUGUUAUUGAUAAAUUGUUUUCUCACUUAGCAGACAUACAGUUCAUAUUGAAAGCGUCACCAAACUGUUUGAAUAGCUUGUAACCAUGGUAACCUGGGAUGUGUUUUGUUAUUACUCACAGAGAAAGCGUUGUUAACCGGUUUCUGAUUGCCUUCAUUUCUCUGUCACGCAUGCGCAUUCUCGCUCAGAAUCCAUUAAAAAUGGAUCAACUGUUGUUUACGUAUUGUAAAAAUAAAAUAAUGAAGCUACAACAUGUAAUGGCUGCCUUGAACUUUAUUUUUUAUCAAGACUUUAUUUCACUUUUGCUCUUUCCCCGUUUUUUAUACAGAUAUAUUUUCUUUUUUACUUCUUGUGUGUGUAAAUGUAUUGAAUCAUUUUUGUUAAUUUUUUAUAUGAUGUCGGUAUACACUUACACUUUAGCUAUCAAGAACAUGUUGUUUUGUCGGUUAUUUAAGUCAAUUUGUUUUUAUUUUCUAUAAAAUUAUUAGUGUCAAAAUUGAGAUAACAAUUAUAGUUGUGGGAAAAUUAGGAAAAGCUACUGAAUUUUCUGUUGUAAAUGAUGUCAAAGGGUAAACAAAGAAGAUUGAAAAAUGUUUGAUUCUGAAUAUUAAUCAAAACAUACACAAGCGAGAUUUACUAAGUCUAUUCCAUAUUAUGUUGUGUCAGUGAUAUGCAAUGCAAAGGUUGUAUUUAGUUUUGAACAGUGCUGUAGUAAUUAUUUAUAUUGAAAGAAUAAGUAGUUCUUAUAUGUUUGUAAUCUAAAAACAAAGGAACGACUUUUCAGUAAAAGUAAAAAUAAAAGGUCUUAGUUUCGUUUUGGGUUUUUUCUUCAGUAUUUAAUUUUUUGUUGGUUUUAAAGGAAAAAUGUCACGUGAUCGUGGUGUAGUUGUGGAAUAUGACAAAAUGAGUUCUGAUUUAUAUUGCCAAAGUGUUGUCAUGGAGUUCACAGAUUAUGGACAUUAAAUCUUACUGUUUGAAGCUCUUGUUGAAGAUGUUGUCCGUUGUAUAGAAAUCAACGUGCUGUGUACAUAGAGUUCAUAUGCCACAUAAACAUAUACUGUGUACUAACCGUGUUCCCGUAGCUUGUGAUGAAAAUGUAGUGAGACGAUUACCUUAUUAUAUAUAUAUAUAUUCAACUUCUACUAGUCCAUGUAUGGUUGCCAUAUAAAUUUCAUUUAUUUAUUAAUUGUGUAUAACAUUUUUUUUUCAUGCAUGUAUUUCGAGGUUAGAUUACCAGUGCGUGUGGGAAAAUACUUGCCCAACAAGCACAUUCUUCAGCGUAUAUAUAUAUCUAUCUUAUUAUGAUUUUUUUUUAUUACGCAAUACAUCUUCAGUAUUACAUUUUCUUCGUUUUGUAAGCGCAUUGUAACAUUCCGCAUUUUUGAUGAUUUACGGAAUGCUGUAUGUGAAAUAACUAAAGCAUGGUAUGCACGGUCAAUCGAUCAACCGCUUAAUUUUCUGAGAUCUUGUUUGGUUGUUUGAUCACUAUCGAGUAAACUUGUAUAUCGUUUAGUCCCCAGAAAUGAGAUGCAAGUUUAACUCGCAUAUAUCUAUUUUUAACAUAACCAGUGUGUUAAUGACGUCAGUAAGGUUUUGUUUAAUUACAGGACUGUAGUUGAUUCACAGAUAAUUGUUGAAUAUUUUGUAUAUCAAUUGGCAUAAGAAAUAAGCUUUAAUUAAUUUUUUUUAUUUCUUUAAUAAUUAUAUUAAUUAAAUAUUCUCUUAAUUUGCAUUUCGUCCACUGGAGAUCAAACAAAUUCUAGUUUACAAAAUUCAUUCGGGGGAAAAAGGGAACCUUUAAUAAAAUACACUUCAUAUUAAAAAUCAAAAUGAAAUAACUCUUCCUUCUAGAAAAAAAUAAUGUAUCUGAAUGCUAGGACAUCUUUGAAAUCUCUAUGGAAACUGUCUUGGUUUUCAUAGUAAUGGUUGUGAUCUCCAGUAGCGCCUACGUCAUCAAUGUAUUGUAAGCUCAAAUCUAUGAAUGUGCAUUACUUGUCAAUAAACAAGUCUAUGUCAGUAUA
Magallana angulata is the source of this 4155-nucleotide messenger RNA. RefSeq lists its product as uncharacterized. Lineage: Eukaryota; Metazoa; Mollusca; Bivalvia; Ostreida; Ostreidae. Gene Ontology annotation, molecular function: oxidoreductase activity, acting on the CH-OH group of donors, NAD or NADP as acceptor. The record is from RefSeq and is a predicted model, not a curated record. Bases 104 to 1444 code for a protein of 446 amino acids. The transcript is spliced from 10 exons.